CUUCCCUAUAAUAUCACAUUUUACAACACAUUUUACAAACAAUUUUAAGUAAAGUUUCAGACUUUGAGGCACUCAUCACAAGCCAGACCUCAAUUCAACUCAAUAUUAAAGCAUUUAUUUGCUAUCAUAUGCUUAAUCUCGGUGUUUGUCUUACAUGUCGAGUAUUAGGUCCUUGAAGUGUGUUAUCUCUUUCAACUGAAUACCACAUUUCCUUUCAUAUUAAGUGCACACAAAGUGAUCACUAAAUUUAUAUCCACCGAAAACAUGUCUUUUGCCAUCACUUUCUCCAGAAGCAAAGUCUGGAAACUAAAUGUUAAUAAACUGUGUAAAGUGAUGUCCAAUAGAUAUUCGGUCCAGAAUCCGGCAUUUAUUACUAAACAGAUAAGACAUGCUUCAGACCGUCGUUAUAGUGAUAAACACGAAUGGCUUGCGUUAGACUCGACCCAAAAGGUCGGAACCGUUGGCAUCUCGAAGUACGCGGAGGAAGCGCUGGGAGAUGUGGUGUACGUACAGCUGCCGGAUGUGGACCAACAGUUCGCACAAAAUGAUGAAGUCGGGGCCGUCGAGAGCGUGAAGGCCGCCUCAGAGAUAUUCACACCCGUGUCCGGACGUAUCGUCGAAAUCAACGACAAACUCGAAGAUAAACCCGGUUUAGUGAACUCUUCGUGUUAUGAGAGCGGAUGGCUCUUCAGGAUUGAAUUGUCUCAGAAGGAAGAGUUGGACCAAUUGAUGGAUGAAGAGUCGUAUCAGACGUUCUUGAAGUCCAUUAGAGAAGAAUAAUAAAGUGUUUGAAUACUUAAUCAAUAAUACAUUUUUAUUUGUUAAAAGUAUUAAAAAAUAAUUAGCAAUAAAAUUAUACAAUUAAUAAUUGACCAC
Oppiella nova is the source of this 876-nucleotide messenger RNA. The record is from the annotation of a GenBank genome assembly. NCBI's taxonomy places the organism in Eukaryota, Metazoa, Arthropoda, Arachnida, Sarcoptiformes, Oppiidae.